Liolophura sinensis is the source of this 423-nucleotide messenger RNA. Its product is annotated as serine/threonine-protein kinase mos-like. Lineage: Eukaryota; Metazoa; Mollusca; Polyplacophora; Chitonida; Chitonidae. Gene Ontology annotation, molecular function: protein serine/threonine kinase activity; ATP binding. Gene Ontology annotation, biological process: protein phosphorylation. The record is from RefSeq and is a predicted model, not a curated record.
AUGGAGAAAAAAAGCCUCAUAGGUGCCGGUGGUUUUGGCUUUGUGUAUUUGGGAGUAUUUGCUAAACGAAAGGUUGCCAUCAAAAUCUUGGACAAGAUUUUUUUCAAACUUGCUCUAACUGGGAUCACUCUACCAAGGCGGGUGACGUACGCCCAUUUGCUGUCUUACGCCCUGGACUACGCGCACCUCAUCCAUCUUGACAUUUAACUUGCAAAUCUCCUUUUUACGCUAGAAGACAGGUGUAAACUGGGUUACUUUGGCUGUUGUCAGAGAGUGGAAUCGGAAACGGGUACCGUCAGUCCCACCAACCGAUCCACACUGAGUGGAACUGUGGCCUACAGAGCACCGGAGGUCCUCCGCGGUAAGUCGCCGACCUUCAAAGCCUAUGUGUACUCCGUCGAUAUUACUUUGUGGCGGCUGUGA